Gavialis gangeticus (Gharial) is the source of this 4895-nucleotide messenger RNA. It is a transcript of the gene WNT7A, whose product is annotated as Wnt family member 7A. Gene Ontology annotation, molecular function: frizzled binding; cytokine activity. The record is from RefSeq and is a predicted model, not a curated record. Gene Ontology annotation, cellular component: extracellular region. The transcript is spliced from 5 exons. NCBI's taxonomy places the organism in Eukaryota, Metazoa, Chordata, Crocodylia, Gavialidae. The coding region runs from base 1 to 1848 and encodes 615 amino acids. Gene Ontology annotation, biological process: positive regulation of JNK cascade; cell fate commitment; neuron differentiation.
AUGCCUCAAAUUAGUGAACGGGUGGAGCGUAUAGGGCAAGCGAAAUUUAUUUCAACCCUGGAUCUGUCAAAAGGGUAUUGGCAGAUCCCUUUACGAAAGGAAGAUCAGCCAAAGACGGCAUUCGGUACCCCCUGGGGUCUCUUUGAAUUCAAGAGAAUGCCCUUCGGGCUUAGUGGGGCCGCAGCCAUAUUUCAAAGAUUGAUGGACUGGCUCCUCGCCCCCCACCAAGGGUAUGCCGCUGCAUAUAUAGACAAUAUCGUCAUCUAUACCGAGACUUGGGAGCAGCAUUUAAAGGCUCUCCGCGCCAUUCUGCUCGAGCUAAGGCAACUGGGAUUAACGGCCAACCCCAAGAAAUGUGCCCUGGGCAAGGAAGAGACUAAGUAUCUGGGGUUCGUAGUGGGGCAAGGCUGGGUGAGGCCCCUCGCGGAUAAAGUGGCUGCCAUUAGAGAAUACCUGGCUCCCACAACCAAGAAGCAGAUGCGCGCCUUUUUGGGGCUAGCCAGCUAUUCUAGGCGAUUUAUCCCCAAGUUUGCUGAAAUCGCCAGCCCCUUGGUGGAAACAACUAAAGGCAGGCAAGUGGGAAACAUCGAGUGGAAUGAAGAGCAGCGACGAGCUUUUGAAGAAUUAAAAGGAGCUCUUUGCCAGGAGGUGACUCUACAUACACCCAAUUUUGCCCUCCCAUUUACAUUACAGACUGAUGCAUCGGCCUACGCCCUUGGAGCUGUCCUGUCGCAGGAGGUGGAUGGACUGGAACGUAUAUUAGAAGUAAUAAAAAAUCUCUGCUAUAGCAAACCCACAGUUUAUGAGCAACUAGGAAGACCUCUAGUAGCCAAUAGAAGAGCUGUACUGAUUGGGUUUGCACAGAUCAGGGGGUUCUCCUCGGUGGUGGCUCUGGGGGCCAGCAUCAUCUGUAACAAGAUCCCGGGGCUCGCUCCGAGACAGAGGGCGAUCUGCCAGAGCAGACCCGAUGCCAUCAUCGUGAUCGGAGAAGGGUCGCAAAUGGGAAUCAACGAGUGUCAAUUCCAGUUCCGAAACGGGCGCUGGAACUGCUCCGCCCUGGGAGAACGGACUGUGUUUGGAAAAGAGCUGAAAGUGGGUAGCAGAGAAGCAGCAUUCACAUAUGCCAUCAUUGCUGCUGGAGUUGCACAUGCGAUCACUGCUGCUUGUACACAGGGAAACUUGAGCGACUGUGGUUGUGACAAAGAAAAACAGGGACAAUACCAUAAAGAGGAAGGAUGGAAAUGGGGAGGCUGCUCUGCUGAUAUUCGGUAUGGAAUAGGUUUCGCCAAAGUAUUUGUGGAUGCAAGGGAGAUUAAACAGAACGCAAGGACUCUCAUGAACUUACACAACAAUGAGGCAGGCCGUAAGAUUCUUGAAGAAAAUAUGAAAUUAGAGUGCAAAUGUCAUGGAGUAUCUGGAUCUUGUACUACUAAAACAUGCUGGACAACCCUUCCUAAAUUCCGGGAGCUGGGCUACAUCCUUAAGGACAAAUACAAUGAAGCAGUUCAGGUUGAACCAGUGAGGGCAAGUCGAAACAAGCGUCCAACCUUCCUUAAAAUAAAGAAGCCGUUGUCCUACCGCAAACCGAUGGAUACAGAUUUAGUGUACAUAGAAAAGUCUCCAAAUUACUGUGAAGAAGACCCUGUCACUGGCAGUGUGGGAACACAGGGAAGAAUGUGCAACAAAACAGCUCAGCAGUCCAAUGGCUGUGAUCUGAUGUGUUGUGGUCGAGGCUACAACACUCACCAGUACUCAAGAGUAUGGCAGUGCAACUGUAAAUUUCAUUGGUGCUGCUAUGUUAAGUGUAAUACCUGCAGUGAAAGAACAGAAGUGUACACCUGUAAAUGAAAGUGUGGCUGGGGAGGAUGACUAGCUAGAUCCCUGGGAAUGAAUACAUUUGCACAUGAGUUCAACAUACCUACGCAAGACUGUAGCAAAAAAAACUUGCUCUCUUCCAGAACAAAAGAUAACAAACAAAUUUCUAUCUUUUCUGCUUGUAUUUCAGUGCUUAUGUGGAUACACAUUUAAGACCUGUACAAAUCAGCCAAAAAAGAACAAAAAAUAAGCAAGUCACCUACCACACAGAACAAGAAACAGAAAUCAUCUCAAGUAAUCUGCACUUCUAAAGCUUAAUGCAUUGACUGCUGUAUGAAAGGAACAUGAGUCAAAUGAAAAAUCUUUAAGUUUGGAAACUGCUUUUGUUUAGAAAAAGAUGGUUAAAUAUACAAGUAUCCAUAAAUAAGGGGGCAGGGUAGGGUGGGAGAAAUGAAACAAAACCUUAAAAAUGGCCUUUGCACAGAAUGGGGUGGACAAUACCCCAGUGUGGAUUGCUACUGAAGAGUGUGGAGUAUGCAGAUUUAGGUUUCUACAGUUUUGAAAAGCUUCUGCUGGUCUUGCCUAUCUUUCCAUUUCACACAGUUUGCUACAGCAAGUAGAACUGUUGACAUUUUUCCAUAGACACUGGUUUAUCUGCUUUCUUUUUUUUUUUUGUGCUGCAGAUUUUAGCACAGGGAUUGGGACAUCUGGGCAGAAUAAUAGCAAUAUUUAACAAUUUAUUCAGAUAACUAAUAUUAAUUUAUUUAAUUAAAGAAGAACUCUACCAACAUUUUUGGAACUAUUCUGCAAUUAAAGUAGAUAGCUUGCUUUCUUUGUGGAAUAAUUUUGUAGAUACGGCAAGGAAAAAACUGGAGCUGUAUAUAUUAUUCUUUACUUGGAUAUUUCUACUAGUUGGAUUUGCAGGAUAUUUUCUGCAGUACUAGAUGUUUAAGUACAAAGGCAGGCAUCUUUUAUAUAUUUUUUGCUGUUUGCUGCUAGUUGUCUGGAAACAUCAACCUGGUAAAGAUUAUAUCUUUACUAAUACUCUUUUUUUCCAAUUAAAAAGGAGCAUAAUGAAAAUCCACUUUGGAAUACAUCAAAAAUAAAUAUGAAACUCCAGACAAACUUCCACAUUUUGGAAAAUGAACCAUAGGAUAAGAGAGUAUAUUUUGUAAGAGACUAUUUUUAUAUGAAUAUUUUAUUUAUACUAUGUCUGCUUGUAUAAUUCUAUAACCUGUACUUUUUCUCAGAACAGGCAUUCAAUUUGUAACUCUUAGGCUAUUUAACAGAGAAAGGUUGAUUAGUUUGUGGACUGAACAGCAGCAAGACUGGAUACAUUCAGCUGUGGUUAGUAGAUGUGUCAAAAAUGCAGAAUGAACUCUCUCUCCGGAUGUGUGUACAAACUGGCUUUUUUCUGUAGUUCAAUCUGCAGAAUAUGCAAAACAAGAACAGGGUAUGUUGCAUCAGUUUUGUCACAUGGCUUGAAUUCAUGGUUGGUAUUAACUGAAUGCUCAUUUAUCCCAUUCAGAAAAAAAAAUCUGAAUUAGCUUCCCACAUGCGUCAGUCAUUAAACUGUGGCAUUAUGACUAGCAAAUGUGCUGUGUGUGCUGUCAGUUAAAUCUCUAUAUUGUGUUACUGUCAAAUUUGAUUUUAUCAAUGGAAGACUGUAGACUAUGACUGUAAAAACUAACAUGACACACAUUGUCUGAUUCUCACAGAUAAGAUACAAACCUUACAAUUUUGUCCAACAGUUUUUGGCAUUUGCCUUGUUCUUUCCCCAAAAAGUCUUGAGUUAUAAAGCCCAAACCACAUGUAGUCAAACCUUAAACAACCUGUUUUUCCAAAGCCCCAUUAAGGUCUCCUGUGUCCUCUGUUUGCUUCCUUUCUUAGUGCCUCCCGUUUCCCCAAACAUUUGCAAGUAAAUAAGUAUUCCUCCCAUUUAGAAUCUUUCUGCUCCUACCUAAUCCUUUUGGGGCCUGACCAGACAGUUGUGCUUUCUAUGGUGAGUUUCCUUGGGUAAGGAACUGAGGCUGGGACUCUUAACUGCUAUGGCAUGUUCCACAGUUUGGGACAGGGCAAGCUCUUCCAUAGGUGAGAAGUGCAAGAUCAUACCCACUCCAGUAAUUUGAGAGGGCAGACAAAAAGGGAAACCAACAAAUUCACUAGUUAUCUGUGUUCCUCAGUGACUCCCACUGAGAGCAAUACAUAUUGGCAUGAAUAGAGAAUAAGCAGAUUAGCAAUGGGUCUGAUCCAUUGACUUAACUGGAGGUUUUGCUUUUGUUAGAACAGCCAGACUGGGACCCGUGCUGAGAAAAGGAAAAAUGGAAGCAUUACAAGCCCUUUUAUGGGAUUCUGGUCCAGUAAUGUAUUUUUUAGAAGUUGCCUCAAUGUGGCCUGGUUUUUUUUUUAUCCCUCUCAUUAAAAAUAAAAAAAAUAAAAAAGGAAAACCCCCAAACCAUGCAAUACCUGCUCCUCACAAGGUACAAUUAUGAUUGAAUACAUAGUGUUUCUUUCCAAACCUACUACUCACCACAUAAUAUGUAGUUUCACAGUAAUUCAAAUACCAGUGUGAGAUAUCAAAGUAAAAGUCAGAUAAAAUUAACACAGUUUACUUUCAAGCUUAUGACUUGUCAUUAUUGAAUCGUUUUAAAGUAGUAUAUUAAAAAAUGAGUUUAUACUUUUGGAUUUCUAAAUUCUGUGUACUAAAGCUCAAUAAUGAAACAUAAAACUCAAUAAAACAUGCAAUGUGGAGGUUAAUUACAAUUGUACAAUCUGGUUUAAUAAUGCACAUCUCUGACAUAUUUGGCUGAUUUUUUUCUUUAAUAAUAUUCAUUGGUUUUCCCUAUCUGGAUACACACCACAGUUGUAAGUUUGUCAUUCUUCACUGAUUACUGCUACUUUAUGAAGUGUUAAUUUUGCAGUAUGUUUUUUUUUCAACCAUAGGAAAGUGUUCUGUAAAACUGCUGCUUCUUGUAUAUUUUGAUGCAUAGGUGAUGCACAGUGUACAACUAGCACAUUAACUCUUAAAGGUCAGAUUUCUUUAAACAGUUUUACUCAAUAAUAAAGAACUGGAUACACAA